AUGGCCAGCCCACUUGUGACGCGGCGAAAUGGCAAGAAGCAAGCAUGCGAGCCCUGUCGACGACGAAAGGUAGCAUGCGAUCAUGGCUACCCGGUGUGUGGACGUUGCAUGAAGCGACCGAACGGAGAAUCAACUUGUUAUUAUGCAGCGCCAGGUCACUCUAGUCAACCGGAACACGCAAAGCGGGCGCCGGACUCACAUUCUACGGAGCCUUCAUCCUGGCCACAUGGACAUGUCGCCCCGGAAGAUAAAUUUUGGAGCUCGCCAGCAGUUAGAGCGAACCCGGGUUUCUUCGGCCAGAGCAGUUUCUUGACUGCCUACUUGGAGACUGAGACAACUUUGGCCGUGCAGGAACCCUUGAUCACGAGGGACGUGGCCUUGUCCUCGGACUCAGUCUUGACCGAUGAAGCAACGCCGCCGUCGGUGACCGAGAUUCAGGACAUGGUGAAUAUGGACACAACAGCAACCCAACUUGCUGUCCGGGUCCUGCAAGCUAUCCCUGGUCGUGAAAAGACCACUGCAGCCCUUUUCCAGCUCCACUCCAACCCUAAUGAUGAGUGGAUGAGGAUAAUUGGCGAAAGGUUGACAGCGAGCACUUGGGAAACGUUUGGUUCCCGUCUCCGUGACAGGGAAAAUAGAGCCAAGUUGCGCGAGCUUGGCGGCAUGAUUUGCAUCAACACAAGAAGAGUAUUGAAAGAAGACCAAGGAGACCCUUUGGAAUGGCUUCAAAGUUUCUCAGGGCCCAACCUGCGGUGGGAGGCGGUUGGGUUGAUGUUUAUGUACGCAGCCUUCGGUGAAUUAUCUGUCUCUGCCUCCACGAGUGCAGAGUCUAGAAAGCUCAUAGGCAACUAUACGGAAUAUUGCUCAUCUUGCAUCACUCUCGCCAACAUCGGGGGUAGCUCUGGCUCUCUGAUGCUCUUUUUAUUGUAUAAACGCUCGGUGUUACAUGCGUGCAUGCAUGGAGAUACUAGUCUUCCAUAUUGGAAGUUUCACGCUGAAACAGUUGCGAUGCUAACCUUUGCUGGCUAUCACGACGACAGGUCCAGGGACCCAUUGGCUUCUGCUUCGCAGACAACGCCAUCGCUGGAGGCUCGGCGACGAAUCAUGUGCCAAAUAUUUAUUGUAGAUAAAUACCUUGCUACAUUUGUGGGACGCCCACCUCUCCUGACACGAAGAUUUUGCCGUAUCAAAUUGCCUUUGGAUUUGGACGAUACUGCAUUAGUAUCUGACACAGAGGUAUUUCAGGAGCAAAUCCGUAACCUUGAUUCUAACGGGUGGAACCAAAGAGGCCGCAUAUACUCAAGUUCGAUCCUUCGCUUUCGCAUGAUGGUAGCUUUAAUCCGGGAUGGCGUUCUUGAAAUUGGCUUGGGUUACUCUGAUGAUUUUACCCUCGAUGAUAUAUUGAAGCUGAAAACGAAAGAGCUUGAUCUAUAUGAAAAGCUACCAAUUCACAUGAUUGGCAAUCCCACAUUUGACGAUAUCGCAGGCGUUGAUCCGCAACUGAUCUACUCACAACUAGUCAUACGACUUGAUCACCUGCUUAAUCUAUUCUUAGUAGAGCGAUUGCUGGUCAGGAAUGGCCAGUCAAGAGGAGACCUCCUGCGGACUAGUUUUGAAAUGGUUGUCUUGACUAUGCACUUUUGGACCAACAAACACAGAUGGACAGAAAGCCAACGAGAAUGCCACUGGCUGAUAAUGGGACAUGCAGCCCCCGCCGGGGCGCUUUUGUGCCUGGAGCUGGUAGACCCGAGCCCUAUGGAGAGUGUAGCAGACGGACAUGUCAUCGCAGGCGAGAUCUAUUCCAGAUCAUCUAUCAUUCAGCAACUGAGCAUUCUGGUAGGAUUCUUGAACUCAUCAGGGCCGUCACAGCCUAAUCAUUGUGUUGCAUCCAACGCAAAAUCCGUUAUCAAAAAGGUUCUUGAUCACGUUCUCAACCAAACGAUGCAGCGCCAAACACCAAUGGGGUUGGAAAACUUUGAUUCCGCAACUGGCUGGGAAAGCUUCGCACAGUUUAAUCCUCUGGAUGAUAUUAGCUGGUUUGAUCAAGACUGGAUCCUAGAAGAGUCGAAUAGUUCAACGUAA
Messenger RNA from Clonostachys rhizophaga, 2082 nucleotides. NCBI's taxonomy places the organism in Eukaryota, Fungi, Ascomycota, Sordariomycetes, Hypocreales, Bionectriaceae. The record is from the annotation of a GenBank genome assembly.